AUGUGGAUCGUCAAUCUUAUCAAAAAACAGUAUGCUCUUAAGAAGAUAGACACCAUUCAGAUGGAUAUGUUGUUGAAGCAGGUGUAUAGCUACCGAGAUGGCUUUGCUAUGUUGUUCGUUUACGACUGGGUAAAAAUUCCACUUGUGUAUACACAGGUAGUGGCCAUUGCAACUUAUGGAUAUUUCUUUAUUUGCCUGAUUGGUCGACAACCAAAACUGGAUCAAAAGUCAAUGGAAACUGAGAUCACUAUCCUAUUCCCCAUUUUCACGACUUUUCAAAUGCUAUUUUAUCUUGGUUGGCUGAAGGUUGGACAGUUCCUAAUGAAUCCCUUUGGAGAAGAUGACGAUGACUUCGAGCUGAACUAUGUGUUGGAUCGUAACACUUGUAUAGCACAUAUGAUGGCGACUGAAAUAGCAGACCAAUGUCCAGAUGUUGGUCCUCCUAUGGAGAAGCUCAUACCGCAUACAAGAGCUUCCUUCAAGAUACAGCCGGAAGACAUAGAGGAAAGUGAAAGACUACUGGAGCAGAGGAAAGGCCAAAGGCAAAGGCUUGGUGGUCUGAUCAGAGCCAUAGAUGAGGCGAAAAAGAAUUCCAAGAAGAAUGGGGACAUUGAAGAAGAGUAA
Messenger RNA from Strongylus vulgaris, 624 nucleotides. The record is from the annotation of a GenBank genome assembly. NCBI's taxonomy places the organism in Eukaryota, Metazoa, Nematoda, Chromadorea, Rhabditida, Strongylidae.